Chlorella variabilis is the source of this 1920-nucleotide messenger RNA. RefSeq lists its product as hypothetical. The transcript is spliced from 8 exons. The record is from RefSeq and is a predicted model, not a curated record. Bases 1 to 1920 code for a protein of 639 amino acids. NCBI's taxonomy places the organism in Eukaryota, Viridiplantae, Chlorophyta, Trebouxiophyceae, Chlorellales, Chlorellaceae.
AUGCUAGCCACAGUGGAUGGUGCGGCCGUGUGCUCUGCCGCGGCCGGCAAGCAGCCGGGAUCGCAGGCGUGGCCCGCGCUGCCCGCCUCCCCGCCCUCCCUGCUGACAUCGGGCACACCUCUGGAGCCUGCGCCCUCGCUGGAGGAGGCCCUGGGCUCGCUGACGGUGCACGACAAGGGGGCAGGUUGCCUGGCCCCGGGGCACGGCACAGGCGGCGGCAGCGGCGGCGCGGGGAGCCCCACCGGCGGCGGGACGCCGCCCGCCAGCGAGGCCUGGGUGCUGACCGCUGGCCUGGCCUCCUCUGCUGCCACAUCCGGCCUCUCCCCUGAUAUCAGGCAAGUUCCCAUGCCUGCCGUCAGUCAACACAAGAGGGGCAACAUGUUCGGCCCCCUCGAGUCGCGCGUGGAGCUGGCGCCAGCACUGCGGGCAGCGCUGCUGCAGCAGGCACAGGUGCAGCAGGGGCGGCGUGAGCAGCGCCGCGCCCCGGCGACGGCGGCGCUGAUGCAGGCGCAGCAGGCGCGGGUGCACCUGCACGGCAUGGCUGUGCCCACUGGCCGUGCCGCAACGCCUGCAGCCUCGGCCUCCCUCAUCAGCGGAGGCCUCAUGACACCCUCCCACUCUCUGGACGACCUCACAGCACCGGGCUCCCUCCUAACCGGAGCCAUGUCCCGGGCGCCAUCCGCGGCGCUGGCGCCAGAGCUGCAGGCAUUCCUGCUGCAGCAGCAGCAGCCGGACGAGGCUGCCGCCAGCUGGGCGACCGCGCACAACAACAGCUGCGGCAGCUUGGACCUCCUGAGCCAGGCCAGCCUGCAGGCAGCCGAGCCCCUCGCCACCCUGCGCCCGUCCCCCACGCCGCAGCUCACCGGCGCUGGCGGCGGCGCCGGCGCCGGAUUUGAUUGGCCAUUGGAGGGCACGCAGCUGCCGUGCCUGCCUGGCUCCCUUGCCGCGGCUGCAGCCCCGCAGCUGGGCGUGCUGCCCCUGAGCGGAGGCAGCAGCGGCCCAACCAGCAUGUCGGCUUACCAGGCCGGCCCCUGGACACCAGCCUGCUUCCCCGCGCCGCAGGCAGCGCUGCCGGCCGGGCCGGCGUUCCCGCAGAGCCUGCCGCAGGUGCUGGGGGCACAGCUGCCUGCGCACCUGCAGUCCCUGCUGCUGCAUGAGCAGCAGCACAGCGCGGCCCUGCUGCAGCCCUUCCCCUCCAGCCACGGGCUGCCGCGGCCCCGCCUGUACCACCCCCAUCCGCAGCAGGCGGUGCAGGGCCUGGCCCGCAGGCUGGCCCAGGCCGCCACCCAGGACCCUCCGGAGCUGCUGGUGGGGCCGCAGGGCCGCUACCAGCCCUACUGCCAGCAGGUCAUCUCCGCCCGCCUCAACCACGCCGCCACGAGCGCCCUGAGCAUCAUCAGGCUGCUGCAGUCGCGAGACACGCCCGCCAUCGCCGCCCAGAUCGGCAAGCGCUACUACUGCUCCCUCAAAGAGGUGGCCAAGGUGGUGGGUGGGGCGCGCUGCCUCCUGGUGGCCCCUGACGUCCAAAUCUCCUCCACAGCCAACAUCAACCCAGUGCGUGCUCUGCAGCGCAUACUGUUGGAUGCCCAAGCCGCCGGUGUGCCCGUCAUCUUUGCCCUCAGCCGCCGAGGGAUCGGCCAGGUGUUUGGGCGGGACAAGUCUAUGUCGAUUGUGGCCAUCAUGCGGCUGGAGGGGCUGGAGGGGGAGUAUGGGGUGAUGGUGGAGGAGGCGAUCCAGGGGCGCCAGCUGUACAUGCAGCACCGUGGCGGGGCCCCCACCGCCGCUGCCCUUGCCCCCAUGGGCGGCCACCUGCCAGGCGUGCCUGUCGCUGGCGACAUUGGCGCCGCCGCCAUUGCCGCCAUACAGCGAGCGCAGGCCGCCCUGUCGCUGCCUGCUGCUCAGCUUGGCAUCCGGCCGUAG